UCUAACUUUAUAGCCAAUUUUGCAUCCAACACAACAGGAUGCUUUAGUCCUUCCUUCCACAUAUAUAGAGAGAGCAAGGAAGCGUGAGUUUGCAGAAAAUAAUUAUAUAUGGAGGUUAAGAUGACAAAGAUCGAGCCUUUUCUAAGGGUUUGUGCAAUUCUGGUCUUGGCCUUGACUGCUUGUUUGGAUGGAUUGGAUUCUCAAUCCAAGACUCUGUUUUACAUGGAGAGAAAAGUCACCUUUACCUCCUUGAAUUCUCUCUCGGCCUUGGUGUAUGUUGCUUCUGCAGCUGCAGUAUAUAAUAUGCUUCAAGUAGUCAGAUGGUCUCUAUUAGGUUUCCAUAAGAGCAACUCAAAGGGUUCUCAUAUAUAUCUGGCUUGGCUCUGUUACUUACUGGAUCAGCUAGGAGUGUACAUUGUGUUUGGAGCAACAUCAGCAGCAAUGGUGCAUUCAGCUAUGGUCAUAUCUGGUGUAAAGAAGUUUCAGUGGAUGAAGUGGUGCAACAAAUUCACCAGAUUCUGCUUUCAAAUUGGCGGUGCUUUGGCCUGUGGCUACACUGCUUGUGCCUUAAUGCUUCUGAUUUCCUUCAUCUCUGCCUUCAAUCUCUUUAGGCUUUAUUUACCCCAAAAGUUUCUACUCCUAAAGCACUAAUUAAUGAUAUUGGCUAGCUUAUUUUUGUAACAUAUACAUACUGUUUGUUCUAUUAUGCUGCACUGUUGAUGCUGUAACAUGCUUUGUGUGAAUAUAGUCAAUAUAUGACAACUAGGAACCAUGGUAAA
Messenger RNA from Tripterygium wilfordii, 779 nucleotides. Its product is annotated as CASP-like protein 2C1. NCBI's taxonomy places the organism in Eukaryota, Viridiplantae, Streptophyta, Magnoliopsida, Celastrales, Celastraceae. The record is from RefSeq and is a predicted model, not a curated record. The transcript is spliced from 3 exons. Bases 109 to 651 code for a protein of 180 amino acids.